Molecule: messenger RNA, 1082 nt
Organism: Anarrhichthys ocellatus (wolf-eel)
Lineage: Eukaryota; Metazoa; Chordata; Actinopteri; Perciformes; Anarhichadidae
Gene: proca
Product: protein C (inactivator of coagulation factors Va and VIIIa), a
Exons: 4
Biological process (GO): proteolysis
Molecular function (GO): serine-type endopeptidase activity
Source: RefSeq, a predicted model, not a curated record
CUCAAACAGCCACGAACUGCUCGCUGGAUAACGGCGGUUGCGACCACGAUUGUUGGGAGAGCGAGGACGGCCUCACGAGGAGCUGCAGCUGCGUGAGCGGAUACAAACUGCACGACGACGCCAAGAAAUGUGACCCGAAAGGUGAUUCGUCCUGCGGUCGGCUGCUGAUGAGCAGGACGUCCUACAGCAAACCGAUGAAAGGCCUGCAGCCCUGGACGGUGGGAGGACACGUGGGAAAGAAGGGGGAGAGUCCCUGGCAGGCGCUGCUGCUGAACGCCAGAGGGCGUUUUCACUGCGGAGGCGUCCUGAUCGAUGAGAACUGGGUCCUGACCGCCGCUCACUGCCUCGACAACAGCUUCCGAUUCAGAGUACGACUGGGUGACUACGAGCGCCACAGAGACGAGGGCACCGAGGUGACGCUGAGGAUCGAGAAGACCUUCAAACACCUGCACUACGACAGCCGGACGGUGGACAACGACAUCGCGCUGCUUCGCCUGCAGACGCCCGCCCCCUUCUCUGAGUUUGUGACCCCCGUCUGCCUGCCGGGCCGAGAGAUGGCCGAGCGGGUUCUCCACCUGAACGGCACCGUCACCGUGGUGACCGGCUGGGGCAAAGACAACCUGGAAAACGGCUCGUUCAGCUCGGCGCUCAACGUCAUCGAGGUGCCGCUGGUGGACCGCGGCGUCUGCGCCCGCCAGAUGUCCCACAACAUCUCCGACAAUGUCCUCUGCGCCGGGGUCCUCGGGCAGAGGAUGGAUGCCUGCGAGGGGGACAGCGGUGGGCCGAUGGUCACCUUGUACCGGGACACCUGGUUCCUGGUGGGCCUGGUGUCCUGGGGCGAGGGCUGCGGCAGGGAGGACAAGCUGGGCGUCUACACCAAGGUGUCCAACUACAACCAGUGGAUCAACAACGUGCGUGAGGACUGGGACAAAGGACACAAUCCAGAACCGCCGAGUGUCUGAACCACAACCGUGGAUCCAGUCUAGUCUGUUGAAUAAACCACAUCAAGGCCUCAGUUAGAGCAGCGAUGUGACGCACUUUAUAAAUAAACUCAUUCUGUCUCAAGACGCUUCGGUUUUCUU